AUGGUCAGGCAGACGGUGGCAUCCGCGGACAUCGUCCCCUUCUUGUCGGCUCUGUCACAGUCUCUCCCGAUCCUCGGUGUUGCUCCGGAUGAAAAUAUUGAUCCUUUGGACCGGGUGGUGGCGGCCCUCUGGUGUGGUGUCCUUCCUGAAUGCACUACCUUGGAGCUCACGGUUCGUCAGCGAAAAUUUGGCUGCACGGAAUUGGUGAACCCGAAAGACCACAGCAAGCCAGUUCAAGAGGUACUCGCUGAGAUGACAAACGGCGGAGUCGACCGUAGUGUUGAAUGCACCGGCAAUAUCAGUGCUAUGAUACAAGCAUUUGAAUGUGAUCAUCAGGGCUGGGGUGUCGCUGUGCUGGUCGAUGUGCCACACAAGGACGCCGAAUUCAAGACCCACCCAAUGAACUUCCUGAACGAGAGGACUCUAAAGGGGGCCUUCUUCGGCAACUUCAAGCCGUGCACUGAUCUGCCCAAUUUUGUAGAGAUGUACGUGAAGAAGGAACUGGAGGUGGAAAACUUCAUCACGCACAGCGUACCGUUCUCGGAGAUCAACAAGGCCUUUGACCUCGUGGCCAAGGGCAAGGGCAUUCGCUGCAUCAUCCGCAUGGAGAACUAG
Triticum aestivum (bread wheat) is the source of this 615-nucleotide messenger RNA. Its product is annotated as alcohol dehydrogenase 1. The record is from RefSeq and is a predicted model, not a curated record. NCBI's taxonomy places the organism in Eukaryota, Viridiplantae, Streptophyta, Magnoliopsida, Poales, Poaceae. Gene Ontology annotation, molecular function: S-(hydroxymethyl)glutathione dehydrogenase [NAD(P)+] activity; zinc ion binding; alcohol dehydrogenase (NAD+) activity. Gene Ontology annotation, biological process: formaldehyde catabolic process. The coding region runs from base 1 to 615 and encodes 204 amino acids. Gene Ontology annotation, cellular component: cytosol. The transcript has 5 exons.